This is a messenger RNA of Molossus molossus (Pallas's mastiff bat), 1274 nucleotides long. RefSeq names its product DnaJ heat shock protein family (Hsp40) member C27 (gene DNAJC27). NCBI's taxonomy places the organism in Eukaryota, Metazoa, Chordata, Mammalia, Chiroptera, Molossidae. The transcript is spliced from 7 exons. The record is from RefSeq and is a predicted model, not a curated record. Gene Ontology annotation, molecular function: GTPase activity; GTP binding. The coding region runs from base 148 to 969 and encodes 273 amino acids.
UGCUAUGCAGCGGCGGGGAUGGCGAACCGCGGAGCCCGGGCGGUGACGCUAGCAGCGGUUCCGCCAUUGGAUGAGGCGACCUGAGGGACGGGCCAGCGUGGUGAACAAGAAGAGGCCGAGGUGUGAGGCCCCGAGAGAGCGAGGGCAAUGGAGGCCAACAUGCCGAAGCGGAAGGAGCCUGGCAAGUCCCUGCGCAUCAAAGUCAUCUCCAUGGGCAACGCUGAAGUGGGAAAAAGCUGUAUUAUAAAGCGGUACUGUGAGAAAAGAUUUGUGUCUAAAUACCUUGCAACAAUUGGAAUUGACUAUGGAGUCACAAAGGUACAAAUCAGAGACAGAGAAAUCAAAGUUAACAUCUUUGAUAUGGCUGGACAUCCGUUCUUCUACGAGGUUCGUAAUGAGUUUUACAAGGACACACAGGGUGUGAUACUGGUCUAUGAUGUUGGGCAGAAAGACUCCUUUGAUGCCCUUGAUGCGUGGCUGGCAGAAAUGAAGCAAGAUCUUGGACCUCACGGAAACAUGGAAAAUAUUGUAUUUGUAGUGUGUGCCAACAAGAUCGACUGUACCAAGCACCGCUGUGUUGAUGAAAGUGAAGGGCGUCUCUGGGCCGAAAGCAAAGGGUUCCUGUACUUUGAAACUUCAGCACAAACUGGAGAGGGAAUUAAUGAGAUGUUCCAGACCUUUUAUGCAUCCAUAGUCGAUUUAUGUGACAAUGGUGGGAAACGUCCUAUCACAAAUAGCAGUGCUAGUUUCACCAAAGAACAAGCAGACACCAUUCGCAGAAUUCGGAAUAGCAAAGACAGUUGGGACAUGUUGGGAGUCAAACCUGGGGCCUCAAGGGACGAAGUCAAUAAAGCCUAUCGGAAACUGGCUGUGCUACUGCACCCUGACAAGUGUGUGGCGCCCGGCAGUGAAGAUGCCUUCAAAGCGGUUGUGAAUGCCCGGACAGCCCUCCUGAAAAACAUCAAGUAGGAAGUGGAAAAACAGACGAGUGAGGGGCUCCGUACAAACUGACUUUCCCUGGAGGUAAAGCAGCCAACAUGGAUUUUCCUCCACAGAAUCUCACUGCUCUUUUCACUCAUGUUGUCAUCGGCGAAUCAGUAGGCCAGGUGCCUGUUACCAUUUCACAGAGGGAGGAGGUGCAGAGAACCAAGUGCCACCUGUACACCAUAGCUCAUUCCACAUUUCCAGAGGGAAAUCAGUGCUCCGUCAACCCCUCACUCAGGAAAGUCCAUGAGGCUACUGGAGGGGGGAGGACAGGAGGACCCUUUCACCUU